Asterias rubens (European starfish) is the source of this 892-nucleotide messenger RNA. RefSeq names its product carbohydrate sulfotransferase 14-like. Gene Ontology annotation, biological process: carbohydrate biosynthetic process. NCBI's taxonomy places the organism in Eukaryota, Metazoa, Echinodermata, Asteroidea, Forcipulatida, Asteriidae. The coding region runs from base 1 to 834 and encodes 277 amino acids. The record is from RefSeq and is a predicted model, not a curated record. The transcript has a single exon. Gene Ontology annotation, cellular component: membrane. Gene Ontology annotation, molecular function: sulfotransferase activity.
AUGUCCAAGGAACAAGAACGCCGACAGCGAAGGCUGGCGGCAGAAUGUCGGCAUCUUAACAUGUCAGAACCAACAAACAACGGCCUCACACACUUAAUCGUCAACGAUGAUCAUAAAAUCAUCUUCAACUUCAUUCCUAAGGUGUCCUGCAAGACGUGGAAGAAAAUCUGGGGUACACUUCACCAACGUAACAAUACUGGGAAGUUGUCACUAAAAUAUUACAAUAGAGAAGAGCAGAACGACCGGUUGGAAAACUAUCGCAAAGUGUUGUUUGUACGAGAACCGAUGAGUAGGUUGCUCUCAGCGUACAUGAGUAAAUUUCGCUGCGGGGUGUUGUAUGAGCACGGGGCCCUCCAACGGAUAUGGGAGAGGUCUUUCGGUAGAGACAUUGUCAAGCGUUACCGAGGUGUUGACGUCAUUGAAGAUGGGAAAUGGUUAAAUAUUACACUAACUGAAUUUAUCCAAUACAUAACUGAUCUUGGAAGUGGCAUCAGACUCACUGCGUUUAACGACCAUUGGAUGCCACAGUAUAAGGUUUCACGGCCUUGUCACAUUAAAUACGAUUUCAUCGGCCAUUUUGAAAAUCUUGAAGUUGAAGGUCCAUUCGUACUGCGAUGGUUAGGGGUUGACCACAUCGUCCAGUUCCCAGAAUAUAAAAGUCCAAACGCAACAAAACAUUUUGUGGAUUAUUACAAAUUGAUAUCUUUGGAUUUGAUGCGGAAACUGACAGACUAUUACCGUGAGGAUUAUAAGUUAUUUGGAUAUUCGCCCGAUGACGUCAUGAGUCGCGUUUUAAGGGGUGUAUUUGCUGAGGACAACGCUCCUAUCCAAUGAAUCUUGGAGCGCAACUUGCGUCUUUGACGUAUCAACCCCCCCCCCCCACACCACCACC